AUGAGUAGUUCGACUCCGUCGGCAUUGAUUCAAUCGGAUACUGAAGAACCCCUCAAGUCGCUGUUGUCAUAUCGCACAGCUACAUUGGCAGACUGUGAAGCUGUAUCAACAUUAGUAAACAGUGGUUAUCGUGGUGAAUCAUCACGCCAAGGUUGGACCACUGAAGAAGCAUUAGUCGGAGGCUUGCGAACACAUCCGAGCAAACUAAUUGAUAUAAUUAAUGAUAAAAUAAAUGUCAUAUUACUUUUCUUCGAAGAAAGCGAAAAUGUUCUGGUCGGAUGUGUUCACUUACGACAUGAACCAGUCGAACGAAGCGCUUCAUUAGGGAUGCUGACUGUUAGACCAGAUCUACAAGGGCGGGGCUAUGGAAAAUUUAUUCUAUCAAUAGCAGAAAACUACGUUCGAGACACUUGGGAUGUUGCAUUUGUGAAAAUGGCAGCAAUUAUGCAAAGACCCGAAUUAGUAGCGUAUUACAAUCGACGUGGCUACAUUGAUACGGGUCGGCGCGAACCGUUUCCAAAGGGCGAUGAGCGAUCGGGUAUACCAAAAGUUCAGGAUUUAGAAUUUUGUAUUUUGAAAAAAUGUGUAAAACUUUCUCAAUAA
This is a messenger RNA of Rotaria socialis, 603 nucleotides long. The record is from the annotation of a GenBank genome assembly. Lineage: Eukaryota; Metazoa; Rotifera; Eurotatoria; Philodinida; Philodinidae.